AUGGAAAACGAAGAAGAAAAAACAAGCAUAACGAUUGAGAGAAAAAAAAAAAAAGAUAAAAAAAAAAAGGAUAAAAAUAAUAAAAAAAAAAAUGCUAAGCCUAGUGAUAUAGUAAGUUGUAUCACCUUUUUAUCGAAGGAUCAAAAACGUUACUCCAAAAAGGAGCAAAUAUACAGUGACGAUGAAAGUAGUGAUGACUCUGAUGUGGACGAUAUUUCACGCAAACGAAAAAAAAAAGAUAAGUAUAUGAUAAAUUCUAUAUUUCAAAAUGAGAAAAAAAGUAAAAAAAUAAUAUCAGAAGAUUUGAUUAUAUCUGAUGAUAAGAAAUAUAUAUAUGAAGAUGAAUUAAAUAUUGAAAAAACAGAUUCGAUAAUAUUAAAUGGAAAAAUAUAUAAUGAUGUUGGGACAUUAGAAUUACAUAUUUUUAAUUAUGAUGAGUCUAUAUUUAAUAUAUACGAUGAUACAAUAAUAGAUAAUUAUCCUUUAUGUAUGGAUGUUGUAAAUUCAUCAUAUUAUAAAAAUACUAAUUUAGUUGCUAUAGGUACAUUAGAUAAAAAUAUAGGAUUAUGGGAUAUACAUUCGAUGGACUCACUAGAGCCAGUAUGUUACUUGGGAAGUCAGGAUAAUAUAUAUGAUGAAAUCCAUUUAAAUGGCAAAAAAAAAAAGAAAAAUGCAAAAAACAAAAAGAAACGGAAAGUAGAACCGGAAGCAGGACAAGAAAUCCAAGAAGCGGAUGAAGCAAAAGAAUUGGAUGAAGUAAAAGAAGUGGAUGAAGUGCAGGAAGAAUUACAAAACGACGAAUCAGUAGCAUAUGAAAACGCUACAAUAGGAGAUAAACCAUCGAGCUAUGAAAAAAAAAAAAAAAAAAAAAAAUAUAAAAAUGAACUUCAAGGACACACAGAUAGUGUAACGUGUAUAAAUAUUUCAAAAAUAAUUCCAAAUUUAUUAUGUAGUGGUUCAAAAGAUCAUACUAUAAAAUUAUGGGAUUUAAGUAGUCUUAAAAUUUUACAUACAUUUGAUUUUCAUAAUAAAAAAAUAAAUAAUCUUAAUUUUCAUGAAAACGAUACAAAUUUAUUAUUAUCUACUUCUUCGGAUAAAACAUUAAAAAUUUAUGACAUUAGAAAAAAUCAAGUAGGAUUAGAUAUCGAAUUAGAUAGUACUCCUGAAUCAACAAUAUGGAGUAAAGCAAAUGAUUAUACAAUAUAUUCUACUGAUAUUCAUGGAUAUAUAAAUAAAAUAGAUAUAAGAAAUGCUAUAACAACACCAAAUUGUUUUAAUAAUAAAGAUAAUAUUGUCAAAUUUAAAGCAUUUGAUACAUCCUGUAUAUCAUUAUUAAAUUUGGAAUGUAAUACAAAUUUGGCUUUAGCUGGAUCAGAAGAUGGAAUCAUAAAGGCCUUUGACUUUUCAAAGUUUACCGAAAACGACGACCCCCCCCUUAUUUACACUCGGAAUGUUAAGAAGAACUUGUUUUUUAUGAAGGACAAUAGCGAUUGGUCACACGUCAUAUUUUUCGGAUGCGAUAAUUUAUAUGAUUGGGAUUUAAAAGAGUGUGAAGAAAUAAGGAAACAUUUUAAACUAUGA
Molecule: messenger RNA, 1581 nt
Organism: Plasmodium vinckei vinckei
Lineage: Eukaryota; Apicomplexa; Aconoidasida; Haemosporida; Plasmodiidae
Product: periodic tryptophan protein 1, putative
Exons: 3
Coding region: 1-1581 (526 amino acids)
Biological process (GO): rRNA processing
Cellular component (GO): nucleus
Molecular function (GO): protein binding
Source: RefSeq, a predicted model, not a curated record